AUGAUCAUUCCAGUGCGUUGCUUUACGUGUGGUAAGGUUAUUGGUAACAAGUGGGACGCCUAUCUUGGAUUGCUGCAGGCUGAGUAUUCCGAAGGUGACGCAUUGGAUGCGUUGAAUUUGCGACGUUACUGCUGCAGAAGGAUGCUGCUCUCGCAUGUGGACUUGAUUGUCAAGCUGCUCGACUAUCAUCCGCUCGAGAAAUGA
Molecule: messenger RNA, 204 nt
Organism: Gongylonema pulchrum
Lineage: Eukaryota; Metazoa; Nematoda; Chromadorea; Rhabditida; Gongylonematidae
Source: the annotation of a GenBank genome assembly